AUGGCCGGACGUCGCAGGAUGACAGACAGACAGACAGGGCCUGCGUCUGCGAGGAGAACCACAGGGCGCGGGCGCCCCGUGCCUCAUCACGUCGCCAUCACGUCCCACGCUACGAAGCCACCAGCCACCGGGAGGAUGUCCGAAUCCCACGUCAACGAGGACGAGGACCGAGAGCCCUAG
Molecule: messenger RNA, 180 nt
Organism: Verticillium nonalfalfae
Lineage: Eukaryota; Fungi; Ascomycota; Sordariomycetes; Glomerellales; Plectosphaerellaceae
Exons: 2
Coding region: 1-180 (59 amino acids)
Source: RefSeq, a predicted model, not a curated record